Diceros bicornis minor is the source of this 1535-nucleotide messenger RNA. It is a transcript of the gene BOD1, whose product is annotated as biorientation of chromosomes in cell division 1. NCBI's taxonomy places the organism in Eukaryota, Metazoa, Chordata, Mammalia, Perissodactyla, Rhinocerotidae. The transcript has 4 exons. Bases 186 to 743 code for a protein of 185 amino acids. The record is from RefSeq and is a predicted model, not a curated record.
GCGGGCGGUGUCUGCCGCCUCUGCCACCACCUCCGCGGCCUGAGAACCUGCCUCCUCCGCCACCGCCUCCGCCUCCUUUCCCUCCUCCUCUUUCCCGGGUUCCUUCGCUUCCUCUCCACGACCCAGGCCCUCUGUCUCUGAGAAGAGGCCGUAUUCGGUCUCCUUCGCGGGUCCGGGGCGCAGCAAUGGCGGACGGCAGUGGCGGCGGGGGCACGGGCGCAGUGGGCGGCGGUGGGGCGGGCCAGGCCUCGGCGGGGUCGGCGACAGGCGGGACGGGGGCCGGCGGCAGCGGCGGCCCCAUCAACCCGGCCUCACUGCCUCCCGGCGACCCGCAGCUCAUCGCUCUCAUCGUGGAGCAGCUCAAGAGCCGGGGCCUGUUUGACAGCUUCCGCCGGGACUGCCUGGCCGACGUGGACACCAAGCCAGCUUACCAAAACCUGAGGCAGAAAGUGGAUAAUUUUGUGUCAACACAUCUGGACAAGCAGGAAUGGAAUCCUACGAUGAACAAAAACCAAUUGCGAAAUGGUCUGAGGCAGAGUGUGGUUCAGUCAGGGAUGUUGGAAGCUGGAGUGGACAGAAUUAUUUGUCAGGUGGUGGAUCCCAAACUAAACCACAUCUUCAGGCCACAGAUAGAACGAGCAAUUCAUGAGUUCCUGGCGGCCCAGAAAAAAGAAGCUAUGCCAGCGCCCCCUCCAGAGCCUGAAAGCCAAGACCCUCCAACUCCAUCCCAGGAUGCUUCAUAAGAAUAUGCUGGACACAUUUUGGAAGCUCCAUUGAAUUAAUAGUGAAGAAAUGGAUUUGGUUACCUACGAGUACAACUUCAGAAUGAAGACAGGCCAAGGUCACUGAUUUCAAGAUUCAACCUUGACUGUGGGGCAGUGUCCAGAUUGAACAGGGCGCAAGUUUGGCAGUGGGAGAGUUGGCCAUGUGUGCCCCCGCAUUGUGCUGCCAUCUGGCCAGCCUGUCCAAGGGGAUGACACCCAGUAGACACUACAGAGAUAUAAAGAAACACUACAUCAACCUGGGACUGUCCCGUAACAAACCCUUAUACUUGAACUUGGAGACUGUGUGUGCAUUUUAGGGUUUGUGCUUGAGGAUAAAUAAAAGCUACAAUGAAGGAACAUAACCAGUCCCGAGGACUCAAUUUCAAAGAAUGACAGUAGAGGUUAGCUGGGAGUAGGUAUUUGACAGUGCUUAUUUGAUACUGUUUCUCAGAGUUGCAAACUAGAAUGUACAGACCAUUAGCAUCAAAUAGCUUUAAGGUUGUUGUGACUCCCUUGUACAUGAAUCUUGUAGCCCCCAGUUUCCUUUCCCCUGUAGGAGGUGACAAAACAUGGGUCCCUAGAAUGUAUGAGGAAGUCCAUGUGGUAGGUAUAAGGAAAGACAUUCUCAGGCUCUCUGUCAGGGCUUUUUUCUAUCCUGCAAGGGCUAGUGAAGCUUGGGUGUGUUUAUUUUAUUCUCAUGUUUGUGUUUUUUAGAAAAGUGAAUAAUGAUAAAUGGCUUAAGUUUUAUAAUAAAAUCAUUUGAUACUCUUA